This is a messenger RNA of Ilex paraguariensis (yerba mate), 1070 nucleotides long. NCBI's taxonomy places the organism in Eukaryota, Viridiplantae, Streptophyta, Magnoliopsida, Aquifoliales, Aquifoliaceae. The record is from the annotation of a GenBank genome assembly.
CAAAAACACACUGAUCCACCGGCCACCGGAGGGAAACUCCUCUGUAUGUACGUUUAAAAAGUUCGAAUGCGGCGAGCAUGAACAUCAACGUUGAAGAAGGUGAUUCUACUGACCAGAAAAAAGAAGAAGAUUCUCUCUCCUCGGCCACCAAUCUAAGCAACCCUUCCCUCCCAACAGUAACCCCACCCGCAUCCACGGGUGGGGAUGUUGAUGUGGACCCACCACCACCUCUAGCGGCGGAGCAGUCACCAGCACCACAACAGAAACGACUAAACAUGGUAAUUCCGUCUAGGGACCCAGAUGCACUCGUCAGCGGCGGUGGUAUCAGCUUUCUCACUGGAAACCAAAAUGCAAGGUUCAGCUAUGGAUAUUCUAGUUUCAAGGGUAAACGGUCCUCAAUGGAGGAUUUUUAUGAGACAAGGAUAUCAGAAGUGGAUGGUCAGAUGGUUGCCUUUUUUGGUGUUUUUGAUGGUCAUGGUGGUUCCAGGACUGCAGAAUACCUUAAAAUCAACCUUUUCAAGAAUUUGAGCAACCAUCCAGAUUUCAUUAAAGACACAAAGUCUGCUAUUGGAAGAAAAAGGGCAGCAAAAGAUGCUGGAUCAACUGCAUCAACAGCUGUACUGCUAGGGGAUCGGCUGCUUGUAGCAAAUGUUGGAGACUCUAGAGUGGUUGCUUGUGUAGCUGGUGCAGCCAUUCCUAUGUCCAUUGAUCACAAACCUGAUAGAACUGACGAACGCGAAAGGAUUGAACAAGCUGGGGGUUUCAUCAUUUGGGCAGGAACAUGGCGGGUUGGCGGUGUUCUUGCUGUUUCUCGUGCAUUUGGAGACAAACUGCUUAAGAGAUAUGUGGUAGCUGAGCCAGAAAUUCAGGAAGAGGAAAUCGAUUGUGUAGAGUUUAUAAUCAUAGCAAGUGAUGGACUUUGGAAUGUCCUUUCAAAUAAGGAUGCUGUGGCUAUUGUGCAGGACAUAUCAGAUGCAGAAGCAGCAUCUAGAAAACUAAUACAAGAAGCCUAUGGAAGGGGUAGCUCCGACAAUAUAACUUGUGUAGUUGUUCGAUUUGAGAACCCAUGA